AUGGCACCUGCUGCUUCUCGAUGCGUGCUUCGAGCCGCAGCUCUCGUGGCUGUCACUGCUGGGCUUUGGCUGACUCAGGCCUUCGUAGCCGCCCCGGCCCCCCAGACUUCACCCGCCUUGCGGGCGGCCGGACCGCGUGCCACUGCAAGCACUGCCACGGCGCAGACAGGGUCCGAGACCACUGCGCUGGCAGCUAGCUGCCUACUGGCCGGCGUCUCUGCAUCCCUGGCACGCAGGGCGACAGCUCGUCGUGCGGAUCAGCAAGAGUCGGAGCAGAAGAAGCCCUUCAGCGUUUGGGAGCCGGACACCUACGGCAACAUCUCCAUGGACGAUGUGAAGAAGUACGGCGCAGCCGGCACCCUUUCGUACGUGAUCACCGAGCUCAUCUUUUGGGCGGUGGCCUUCCCCUCGGAGUGCAUUGUCUACUUGAACACGGCUGGGCACUGGCCUGACUUCAGCAAGCCAGAGGAGAGCGCGGCCGUCUUCGGGCUUGUCUUCGCGGCCUCCAACAUCGCCCGACUUCUCCUACCCAUCCGCUUCGGGGCAGCUCUCGCCAUGGCUCCCUGGGUUGACGAGAACAUCAUGCAGAAGUUCUCCAAGCAGGAGGUUGAAGGGUGGACUACGAGCAAACUGACAAAGUACUUCGGUGUGCUGGAGUGA
Messenger RNA from Symbiodinium sp. CCMP2592, 660 nucleotides. NCBI's taxonomy places the organism in Eukaryota, Dinophyceae, Suessiales, Symbiodiniaceae. The record is from the annotation of a GenBank genome assembly.